Molecule: messenger RNA, 4489 nt
Organism: Hydractinia symbiolongicarpus
Lineage: Eukaryota; Metazoa; Cnidaria; Hydrozoa; Anthoathecata; Hydractiniidae
Product: intraflagellar transport protein 122 homolog
Exons: 46
Coding region: 46-3630 (1194 amino acids)
Biological process (GO): protein localization to cilium; non-motile cilium assembly; intraciliary retrograde transport
Cellular component (GO): intraciliary transport particle A; non-motile cilium
Molecular function (GO): protein binding
Source: RefSeq, a predicted model, not a curated record
AUGUUUUUUCACUAUUGUUAGUUGAGUAUCAAUUAAGAUUCAGUUAUGAGAGCUAUACCAACGUGGGUUGAUAAAGUUCAUGACAAAGAUCAAGCUCCUGUCUGUAUUUAUGACAUUGCCUUUAAUCCUGAUGGUUCACAAUUGAUAGCCGCAUCUGGAAAUAAAGUUCUGGUGUAUGACACAGCUGAUGGCUCACUUGUUCGAGCUUUAAAAGGUCACAAGGAAACUGUUUAUUGUGUGGCAUAUGCGAAAAAUGGCAAAAGAUUUGCUUCCGGUGGAGCUGAUAAAUGUGUUAUCAUUUGGACAAAUAAGUUGGAGGGCAUUUUAAAAUACACGCAUAACAAUGCUAUACAAUGUAUUCAAUACAAUCCAGUAAACCAUCAACUCGCCAGUUGUACUUCAGAUGACUUUGGUUUAUGGUCCAGUGAGCAGAAGUCAGUUUCCAAACAUAAACUUUCAUCAAGAGCUCUUUGUUGUUGCUGGACGAAUGAUGGACAGUAUUUAGCUCUUGGUUUGUUUAAUGGUAUUAUUAGCAUUAGAAACAAGUCUGGGGAAGAAAAAGUUAAAAUAGAACGGUCUGGAGGUUCACCUGUAUGGACGAUGUCCUGGAAUCCGUCUGUAGAUGAAACAACAGACAUCCUUGCAGUUGGUGACUGGGGUCAACGUCUGUCUUUUUAUCAGUUAAGUGGAAAGCAAAUUGGUAAAGACAGACAUUUGGGCUUUGAUCCAUGCAGUUUAAGUUAUUUCCCCAAAGGAGAAUUUUUGGUGAUUGGAGGAUCUGACAAAAAGUGCUAUUUGUACACCAAGGAAGGUGUUCGACUUGCUGUUAUUGGUGAACUUCAAAGUUGGGUGUGGACGUGUAAAGCACGACCUGAAGGAAACUAUGUAGUUUGUGGCAGUGAUGAUGGAACAAUUGCAUUUUACCAGCUUAUUUUUAGCACUGUACAUGGUUUAUACAAAGACAGGUAUGCCUAUCGUGAUAAUAUGACUGAUGUGAUUAUACAGCAUUUGAUCACUGAACAAAAAGUUCGUAUAAAAUGCAGAGAGCUGGUCAAAAGAAUUGCAAUAUAUAAGCAUAGGCUUGCGGUUCAAAUGCCAGAACGUAUUGUGAUUUACGAAAUCUAUUCUAACGAUGCAGCUGAUAUGACAUAUAAAAUCAGAGAGAGAAUUAACAAGAAAGUGGAUUGUAAUUUAUUGGUUGUUACUGGAAAUAACUUGAUCUUGUGUCAGGAGAAACGUUUACAGUGUUUAGCAUUUGACGGAACUAAAGAACGGGAAUGGCAGAUGGAAUCUUUGAUCAGAUACAUAAAAGUAAUAGGAGGCCCACUUGGUAGAGAAGGACUCUUGGUGGGACUAAAGAAUGGUCAGAUUCUGAAAAUCUUUGUUGACAAUCAAUUUCCAAUACUUUUAUUGAAACAACAAACCAGUGUGAGAUGUUUGGACAUGUCCUGCAGUCGCAAAAAAUUGGCAGUUGUUGACGAAAAUAACACUGUUCUUGUAUAUAGUCUGGAAACUAAAGAGUUACUAUUUCAGGAGCCUAAUGGGAACAGCGUUGCUUGGAAUACACACAAUGAUGACAUGUUAUGUUUUUCUGGUGGUGGCAUGUUAAAUAUAAAGGCUGGCAGCUUCCCAGUGCACCAACAGAAAGUUCCUGGAUUUGUUGUUGGAUUUUGUGGCUCCCGUAUUUUUUGUCUUCAUGUCUACAACAUGUCCUCUGUUGAAGUUCCACAGUCCACUCCAAUGUAUCAAUAUUUGGAAAAGAAAAUGUUCAGAGAUGCUUACAGGAUUGCAUGUCUUGGUGUUACUGAUGGUGACUGGCGUGCAUUAGCAAUGGCUGCUCUUGAGGGUUCAGAAUACCAAAUUGCAAAACUUGCGUUUGUUCGAGUUCGAGAUCUGAAGUUUUUGGAACUCAUUCACAGUAUCGAGGAGAGACGAAAACGUGGUGGAAUCAGUAAUCAUGUCUUUUUAGCUGACAUAUAUGCAUAUCAGGGUCGUUUUCAUGAAGCAGCUAAGUUGUACAAAAGUACUGGUAACGAGGAAAAGGCCUUGGAGAUGUUUACAGAUUUAAGAAUGUUUGAAUACGCCAAAGAAUUUCUUGGUAGUAGUGAUCAGCGCAAUGUGAAAAAGCUGAUCAAAAAACAAGCGGAAUGGUGCAAAACAACAAACGAUCCUAGAGCUGCAGCUGAUAUGUUUAUAGCAGCUGGCGAGUUUUUAAAAGCUGUUGAAAUUCUUGGAGAGAAUGGUUGGAGCGAAAAAUUGGUUGAAUUGGGACGUAACCUAAACAAAGCUGAUAAAGAACCAUUAACAAGAUGUGCGCAGUACCUGCAACAACUUCGUCAGUUUAAUUAUGCUGGUGAAAUGUAUUUAAAACUUGGAGAUACGAAGCAGUUGGUCAAGUUGUAUGUUGAAUCAUUACAAUGGGAUGAAGCUUUCCUUUUGGCUGAGAAACAUCCAGAAUUAAAGGAUGAAGUUUAUGUACCGUAUGCAAAUUGGUUGGCUGAAAAUGAUCGUUUUGAUGAAGCUCAAGCAGCAUUCCACAACGCUGGACGCAGAACUGAUGCCGUAAAAGUGUUGGAACAACUCACAUUAAAUGCUGUCGUAGAAAACAGAUUCAACGAUGCAGGGUAUUAUUUUUGGCGACUUUCCAUGCAAUGUCUUGAUAUCGCUGGUCAAAAACAAUCAGGUGAACUGAAAGAUUUAGAGGAUAAUAUUCUAGAAAAAUUUUAUGAAUUUCAAAGGAAAGCUAGUAUUUAUUACGUGUAUCACACUAUCCAACGUUUUAUGGAAGAACCAUUUACAUCUCAAAUGCCUGAACCACUCUUCAAUAUGGGCAGAUUCUUAUUGCAUUCACUGAUUAAAGAAGUUCCACAUGGCGUUUCCAGGGUCCAUGCUUUAUUUGCUGUUGCAAAACAGGGUAAAAGUCUUGGUGCAUACAAACUGGCAAGAUAUGCUUUUGAUAAACUGCAGACACUUCGUAUACCCGAUAGAUAUCAGGAACUUAUUGACUUGGGUAGCAUUACCAUUCGAUCAAAACCUUUUCAAGAUAGCCAGGACCUUCUUCACAUGUGCUACAGAUGUUCAACAACCAACCCUCUGUUGAACAACAAAGGGAAUCAAUGCAUCAAUUGUUCUCAACCUUUCAUUCAUUCGUUUAUUGGAUUUGAAACGUUGCCAUUGGUGGAAUUUGUUGUCGACGAUGACAUAAGCGACGAAGAAGCCAUGAAGUUGAUCAACAUGGACACCCUAGUUGAUGCAUCACCUGAUCGAUGGCAAGAUAACACCGCUCAGCAAGGAAAUUCUCAAUCGCUACGUAUGGACGGCGCAGACUCCGGUAUGGACGAAGAUGACGAUCCUUUCGCCACAAAGCUAAUGUCAUUUGAGCAAGGUGGAGGAGAGUACACACCUCUCGUGAUUGGUCGACCAACUUUGAGAAAAAUACCUCGUACAUCAGUGUUUGUGAAAAAGUGGCCUUCACCAUUGAGAUAUCAAUUCUUUCGUAAUAUACUUGAUGACAUCUCCAUCACAAUGUGUCAAUCAUGUUUUAAUUUGUUCCACUCCGAAGAUUUCGAACUUUUGGUCUUGCAACAAGGUUACUGUCCAUUCUGUCGAGCGAAACAAGAUUUUAUUUAAUAUAUUGUAUAGAUAAAUUUUUUAGCUUUAUUUAUUGUUUCGUAGCAUUUGACAGUUUCCGUAGCUGUCAAAUAAAUAUGGAAAACUAGCAACUGCGUUUUUAUGGUCUGAAAGCUGAACAAAACCCCUGAACAAAAAUUGGCUGAGCUAUUCUAGUGUUUAAAACAUUCCAAGAAAUAUCAGAAAAACGCAUGUCAAGUCACACAUAACUUAAUAUAUAUUGAAAGAAUUUUAAUACUACAAUCUUAGAUAAAAGUUUGUGGAUUACUUUUAGUUUUUUGUGCUAUUUUUCUAAACAGACAUAUAGCAUCAAAUGUAGCCGGCUACUUCUACUGAUCCUAGACCAGGUAAGCUCUGCUCCAAACACAAUGGAGCAUUCUGUUAUGCGAACACAGCACAAAAAUCAACGUUACGGCUUGUAAAGCUCUUUGAGUUUGGACAAAAUAGUUGAAUCAAAAGGGUCGAGAAGAAUAACCUAAAUUUUCUUUUAACUUUGAAGCUUAAAAUUCUUUUGUGCGGAGCUUAGAUUUUUUCUGUCUAUUCACAAAUAUUUUGUCCAGGAUUGUAGCACCCCAAAGUUAAUAUUUAAAUUCGCAAAAGAAGGUGUUCAAUGUUUUCAGUACCAUUUAUUAUCAGCUAUUUUUUCAAAUUUGUUGGGUCAAACUCAAAAUGACUCGUUUUUUAUAAAAAAAGUGUUUGAGCAUGAAAUCCAACAACAUAAUCGGUGCUUUUAAAGAAUGUACAGUUUUUAUCGAUUUAUUUGUUUCUUUUUGGUGAUUUUGAUUGUAUAUAUUGGUUAAUUUAUUACGUUGUAAAUUUUUAAACUUUUUCGUUGUCUCUAAAAAUUUGUCUCUUCUUA